This is a messenger RNA of Balaenoptera musculus (blue whale), 1393 nucleotides long. RefSeq names its product myosin regulatory light chain 12B. Gene Ontology annotation, molecular function: calcium ion binding. Gene Ontology annotation, cellular component: stress fiber; cytoplasm; myofibril. The coding region runs from base 373 to 888 and encodes 171 amino acids. NCBI's taxonomy places the organism in Eukaryota, Metazoa, Chordata, Mammalia, Artiodactyla, Balaenopteridae. The record is from RefSeq and is a predicted model, not a curated record. The transcript is spliced from 4 exons.
ACACGCCGCGAGCGGCAGGGGAGGAGAGCGGGCUGCGGCGCCCCGGCCGCGCUGCGCCUGCCUCAGACCGCACGGCCCGAGAAACACCACGAAAACCCAGGCCGUGGUCGUCGGCCCCAGCCCCGCGCCGGGGUGGACAAGGUGGACUCGGCCUCCAGCGGAGCGAGAACCGCGGCGUCAUCCCCCCGCCCGGAGUUGGAUCCCGCCGCGACUUCCGGUGAGACUUCCGGUCCGCCUCCCGAGGCAGGAAGUGCGGGUGCCGCUGCUCUAGCGCUGCACCCUAGCCGCAGCCCCGGGUUCUUCGCCUCGUUCGUCUCGAGCAGGCAGUCCGGCUUCUGGUGCUGGUGUCCGGCAGCGGAUUAAACCGCCACCAUGUCUAGCAAAAAGGCAAAGACCAAGACCAAGAAGCGCCCCCAGCGUGCAACCUCCAACGUGUUCGCCAUGUUUGACCAGUCACAGAUUCAGGAGUUUAAGGAGGCCUUCAACAUGAUCGAUCAGAAUAGAGAUGGUUUCAUCGACAAGGAAGACUUGCAUGAUAUGCUUGCUUCUCUAGGGAAGAAUCCAACUGACGCGUACCUUGAAGCCAUGAUGAAUGAGGCUCCAGGGCCCAUAAACUUCACCAUGUUCCUCACCAUGUUUGGGGAGAAGCUGAAUGGCACAGACCCAGAAGAUGUCAUCAGAAAUGCUUUUGCUUGCUUUGAUGAAGAAGCAACUGGCACCAUUCAGGAGGAUUACCUGCGAGAGCUGCUGACCACGAUGGGAGAUCGGUUUACGGAUGAGGAAGUGGACGAGCUGUACAGAGAAGCACCUAUUGACAAAAAGGGGAAUUUCAAUUACAUUGAGUUCACGCGCAUCCUUAAACAUGGAGCAAAAGACAAAGAUGAUUGAAAAGAACUUGAGCUAAAACUUUCCAAUUACUUUGUCUUACUCUGUUUUAUUUCCCAGUCACUUCCCCCCUCAUAGACCUGUUGCAUGCAACUUAGUUUCACAGCUUUGCCUCUUUUUCGGUGUAUUUAUUCUAGACCUUUCUGCCACUUAGCACUUGUAUAAUCAGACUGCAAAUGGGGAUGAGGUUGUAAAUUGUAUUGAGAAAAGGGAUUGCGAAUAAAAAUCAACAAAUGUGAAAGCCCAGGAAAAUAUAUCCGGUAUUUCUGGUUUUGCUGGAUUUUUACAUUUUUAUAUAAUAAAAAUGCUAUUUUGAAAUAAAGAUUAUGCUGACUCAAAUGUAAUAUAAUGGAAAGUUAAAUAACUGGUAGUUGGGGGCAGUCCUUCUUUUAGAUUUUCAAGUUCGUAUAAUUCAGAUUCCAUAGUAAAACUGAUUGUUCACAUGUAUGGGACAGUGUUCUUCACUAUAAGUUAACAUCAUUAUACAGUAAAAACUAGUUAUACCUUA